This is a messenger RNA of Cyprinodon variegatus (sheepshead minnow), 1219 nucleotides long. It is a transcript of the gene ano10a, whose product is annotated as anoctamin 10. Gene Ontology annotation, cellular component: plasma membrane. The coding region runs from base 47 to 1219 and encodes 390 amino acids. The transcript is spliced from 6 exons. Gene Ontology annotation, biological process: chloride transmembrane transport. Gene Ontology annotation, molecular function: chloride channel activity. The record is from RefSeq and is a predicted model, not a curated record. NCBI's taxonomy places the organism in Eukaryota, Metazoa, Chordata, Actinopteri, Cyprinodontiformes, Cyprinodontidae.
AAACCAGCAUCUUUGUCUGUCUGCUGCAGGAUCUCCAGUUGAUGGGAUGAUGGUGCCACCAGCAGACAGCAGCGCCUUCAGCCCGCUGGUGGUUCUGGAGCUGCUUCCUGAUACCAAGCAGGAGGCCAUCACAUGGCUGCUGGGCAGGAUCCGAGAGCCGCAGGAGACUGGAGGUGCCGGCUUACUGGUGGAGCAGCUGGGUCCUGGACUGGGAGCUGUGGAGAAGGAGAAUCCCAACUUGUUUCUGGUAGGCGCCUCCAGGGAGCGGCUGCUGUCUGGUGCUGAGGAUGUUGGCCUCUUCAAGGAGUACAGCGACGGCUCCAUGCGAGGCUUCACCUGCUCCAACAAACAGCACUUCAAGGACUUCCAAGGGGACGGAGACGGCUUUCUGAGCAUGGCUGAGUGUCAGCACAUCAUCAAACAUGAGCUGGACACGCUGCGGGCCAAAGACGAGACGCACGUCCCAGGAUACAGCCACGCCAAGCUUUACCCGGGGAAAUCCAUCAUCCGCAGAUUGCUGUCCAAAGGGAUCCUGAUCCAGAUGUUUCCACUCCACCAGCCAGAGGAGCUCAAGAGACUUUCCUUUUCCUGGUAUAAAAAAGUCAAGCUGUCGCUUCAGCCUCUCGAUGACAUCAGACGGUACUAUGGCGAGGGCCAGGCGCUCUACUUUGGCUUCCUGGAGUACUUCACCUUUGCCCUGGUUCCUAUGGCUCUGUUUGGAGUUCCUUACUACCUGUUUGACUGGGAGGAUUAUGACAAAUAUGUAGUCUUUGCUGGUUUCAACGUCAUCUGGUGCACCAUCAUCCUGGAGCUAUGGAAGAGAUGCAGCGCUUCGCUCGCCUACCGCUGGGGCACGCUGAGCAGGAAGAAGGCCUUUGAAGAACCUCGACCCGGUUUCCACGGUGUCCUCGGUUUCAACCCUGUGACAGGACGGGAGGAGCCGCUGUAUCCCAAUGCCAAGCGACAGCUGCGCAUCUACCUGGUGUCCCUGCCCUUUGUCCUGCUUUGUCUCUACCUGUCUCUGUACGUCAUGAUGAUCUACUUCCAGAUGGAGGCCUGGGUGCUGUCCAUCCACGACCAGGAGCCUUCGUUCUGGACGGCAGUGCUUCUUUUCAUCCCCAGCAUCAUCUACGCUGUGGUGAUAGAAGCCAUGAACCUGGUCUACAGAUACGCUGCAGAGUUCCUCACAGAAUGGGGUAAGACGCUCAGAUGUCCCUGA